AUGAACAACCAAUAUUAUUCUAACCCAAUGAACUCGUCGACAUCCAAUAUGGCUUCUUUGUCCACUGAAAACCAGUUGUCCACUGGAGUACUUGCUGCUUUUUCUACUUCUGGCUACCCCGGCGAACCAUCGUUGUUGGAGGAAUUGGAUAUAAAUUUCAACCACAUCAAAUUGAAAACAAUGGCUGUUUUGAACCCCUUCAACAAGUUCAAUAAGAAUAAAUCAAAUUUGGCUUCAGGCGAUUCUACAAUUUUAAAUGAUUCUGAUCUAGCUGGCCCUAUUUUUUUUGUUCUUUUAUUCGGCGUUUUCCUAUUGCUAGCAGGUAAAAUUCAUUUUGGCUACAUAUACGGCUGUGGUUUAUUUGGGACUUUAUCUUUACAUUGGUUUCUUAAAUUAAUGGCUUCUUCAAAUCUUGAAGAAUCAUACAACAUGCUAAACACAAACAAUAAUUCUUAUAAUUUCAAUCAACCUCCAGGAAUAGAUAUUUACGGAAACUAUUCAAUUCCACAACAAUCUAACGAUUCCAAACCUGAAGGUGAAAUCAAAGAAUUGGAUUUUGCAAAGUCUGCUAGCAUAAUUGGCUAUUGUUUAUUACCCCUAGUAUUUGUGAGCUUUUUGGGUGUUUUUAUAAGUCUAGAUAAUUUUUUCGGUUAUCUCUUAGGUGCUAUUUGCACAGUUUGGUCAACCUAUUCUGCUAGUGGUUUCUUCGUGUUAACAUUAAAAUUACAAAAUAUCAGAUUUUUAACUGCUUAUCCCUUGGGUUUGUUUUAUAGUAUAUUUACCUUAAUGGCUAUAUUUGUUGAAAAAUCGUAA
Ascoidea rubescens DSM 1968 is the source of this 813-nucleotide messenger RNA. It is a transcript of the gene YIP1, whose product is annotated as transporter YIP1. Gene Ontology annotation, cellular component: trans-Golgi network. NCBI's taxonomy places the organism in Eukaryota, Fungi, Ascomycota, Saccharomycetes, Ascoideales, Ascoideaceae. The coding region runs from base 1 to 813 and encodes 270 amino acids. The record is from RefSeq and is a predicted model, not a curated record. Gene Ontology annotation, biological process: vesicle fusion with Golgi apparatus; endoplasmic reticulum to Golgi vesicle-mediated transport. The transcript has a single exon.